Molecule: messenger RNA, 509 nt
Organism: Microbotryum saponariae
Lineage: Eukaryota; Fungi; Basidiomycota; Microbotryomycetes; Microbotryales; Microbotryaceae
Source: the annotation of a GenBank genome assembly
AUGUACUCUGCAUUCCUAUUCCUACAACUCAGUUGUACGGGCAAUAGCUCUGUACGUCCUUGUUGGGCAACACAGCAUGCUAAUUGCACAGCUCUCAGCAGAACCUUUGCCUCCUCUCGCGCCAUCUGCGUCGAUCCGUCCUUAUACAGUGACUUGACUUGUCGCAAAGGUAUGCUGAGCCGAUCGAUGGACUCUCCAUCAUCAGUUGCAGCCGACUGACAUUCAGAAGCUUUGGUUGCAAAGCUCCAAAUUGUAAUCCCACCCACCGUCCCUAUUCACCGGGUUUGUUGUUUAUUUCACUUGCUGAGAUUCAGACGUUUUCAUCGUAGUUCUUGUUGAACUUUUUGUACACACCAAUGUUGUCCUUCGUCUUGCUGCAACUCGAACCACCAUUCCGCUACGACUCGCGCGAGUGGUUAGGGUUGUCGAACUGCGUUACCGGCUGUUACCGGCCGGGGCCGUGCGGUCUCGGGCGACUUUUCAACCUCGGGACAGGGCUCAGCGCUUAG